Molecule: messenger RNA, 1605 nt
Organism: Synchiropus splendidus (mandarinfish)
Lineage: Eukaryota; Metazoa; Chordata; Actinopteri; Syngnathiformes; Callionymidae
Product: leukocyte elastase inhibitor A-like
Exons: 9
Coding region: 237-1367 (376 amino acids)
Biological process (GO): negative regulation of endopeptidase activity
Molecular function (GO): serine-type endopeptidase inhibitor activity
Source: RefSeq, a predicted model, not a curated record
GUGGUCUCAUCCUUCUUGUACAACUAUAAAAGUGCGACUGAGGAGAUCCUCACUUACGUCUGCUCGAGACACGCUCAGGUAAGAAAAUCUUUGCCAUGGUGUUUCAGCUGUUGUUGCUAUGUGAGGCGUUUUAGAUUGACACUUGCCUUUGACCACAAUAAUGAUGAUGUUGUGUCUUUGUGACUAUUUCAGACUCCUCCAGUAUCACAUCUUCACCUCUCCACUGAUAAUACAGUAUGGCAUCCAGAAGCCCCCUGUCCAAGGCUACCACCACCUUCAGCCUGAACUUGAUGAAGACGUUGUGUGAUGGUGGCGAAACAUGCAACACAGUCUACUCCACAUUCAGUGUCUACUCCACUCUGGCGAUGCUCCUGCUGGGUGCCAGAGGCAACACCCAAAAGCAGAUCGCUCAGGUGAUGGAAUCUCUCGCUGUACAAGGGGAUAUUAUCCAAAACGUGGGGGGACUGCAGAGAAAAUUUCUCCAUUUUGCCAAGAGACUGUUCGGAGAGAAGUCCUACAACUUCACUGAGAGUUUCCUGAUAGAAUGCAAAGCUAUUUUUGGAGUUGAAUUCCAACCUGUGGACUUCAUCAACCAUGCUGAGGAAGCCAGAGACAAGAUCAACCACUGGGUGGCUAGUGAGACUAACGGAAAGGGCCAGGAUCUGCUGUCAAAGGGUUCAGUGAACAAAGAGACCAAGAUGGUGGUGGUCGAUGCCACCUUCUUUGAAGGUGACUGGGAACAGCCAUUUAGCGAAAGUGACACAACAGCUCACAAGUUCUGGAUCAGCGAGACCGAGUGGAAGCCAGUGAAGAUGAUGAAUCAGUCGGGGUACUUUGCGUAUGAGGCUGACACCCACACCAAGUACUUGGAGCUGCCGUUCAAAGGAGGUGAUUUCAGCAUGUUCAUCAUUCUGCCUAAUGACAAAGAGGACGGCCCGACUUUUAAAAAGAUGAGGAGUGGGCUGGCCCGUGGGGACUUCAAGAAGAGGACGGAUGGUGAGCCAAUGCCAAAGACCCCUGUCAAAGUCUCUCUUCCUCACUUCACCAUUGAGCAAAAGCUCCAGAUGAAAGAUGCUCUGAAGCGCAUGGGGAUGGUUGACGCCUUCGACCCGGCAAAGAGUGACUUUUCAGGAAUGUCCCAGUGCCAGGAUUUGGCAGUGUCUGAAGUCUUUCAGCAGGUGUUCGUCAAUGUGGACGAGGCUGGCGCUGCAGCAGGGACUAGAUCUGUUGCUGUGGCCGAACGGCGUCUUCAUAUGGCACGACCACCUCCAUCGGAGUCCUUUGUUGCAGAUCAUCCUUUCAUCUUCUUCAUUAUACACAAUCCCUCCUCAACUGCUCUCUUUCUGGGCAAAUUCCUCUCACCAUAGUGAACAAGAGAGUGAGGUGAUGCACAACCAUGAUUCAGCCUGAAACAAUAUGAGGCUUAAGAGUGAUCCUUUAGUGAUCAUGAUGUCUGUUCUUUAGAGUUCAACCAUCCAAAGUCUAAUCAUCUUAUGAGAUUGUGAGUCCUCAAAUCAAGUCAAAAUCACACAUUUCUUUAUAAAAUUUUAGACAACUAUUAUUCAACUCUGAUGAAAUACAACAUAAUUUACAGUGUUUGGCUGA